Molecule: messenger RNA, 272 nt
Organism: Paramuricea clavata
Lineage: Eukaryota; Metazoa; Cnidaria; Anthozoa; Malacalcyonacea; Plexauridae
Source: the annotation of a GenBank genome assembly
AUGAAGAACAUUGUUCUUGUUGUGUCUCCUUUAAUUUCUUUAAUGAAUGACCAACUCUCCAAUCUUAGUGAAUUGGAUGUAUCUGGAAUCAGUCUUUCCGAUAUAAAAGAUGCAACAACAAGGGAAAAAUUGAUGAACAGACAAUUUACAUUUGUGUUUGCGAGCCCGGAAGAGUUUUUGUCAACAGAAAUUAGACAGCUGCUCAAGUCUACCAUGUACAAAGAACGGGUCGUUGGCGUUCUUGUUGAUGAAAGUCAUUGUGUUUCCAAAUG